GUAUGGGAUCACGCCCAGCAGGCCAGGUGUGCUAACUCGGACGAUGGAUCAGGACGACCUGCAGAAGCAGCUGUGAAGAAACGGUCAGGAGGCCUGACCUGAAAUCCUCGGCUCCCAUAACUGUGAAAACAGGUGGGAUUUCUCCUGGGACAACACCUCUUAUCCUGAUAUCCUACAGAAGGGGAAGCUCACUGGCCUGGGGUGAGGUGCUAAUUUGGAUACUUCACAGGGUUUUCUAAAUGAGAAAAGGUAUAUUGGGCAACUACUGACUUGAGACCUAUUUUUAGAAUGUCUGAAGAUGAUGAAAAAGUUACUCUUCGUCGUCUUGAACCUGCCCUCCAAAAAUUCAUUAAAGUGGCAGUUCCAACAGAUCUGGAAAGGCUGAGAAAGCACCAAAUAAAUAUUGAAAAGUAUCAGCGAUGCAAACUAUGGGACAGAUUACAUGAAGAGCACAUCAAUGCAGGACGUACUGUUCAGCAACUGCGAGCCAAUGUGCGAGAGAUGGAGAAGCUUUGUUCACGGAUCCGUCUGGAAGAUAUCCAAAUUCUGCAAAGAAUGAUAAAUCCAGUUAAGGAGGAAGCUUCAUUUGCCGUAAAAGAAUUUCUACUACUCCAUUCAGAAUCUGCAGAAGAACUUAAAAAGCAGUUUAAUGAGCAGGAAGAUACCACUGUAAAGCCUCCUCUAACUAGAUCUACAACUGUAGGUGGAGAACCUUUUUAUAACAUAGAAGCUGUGGGCAAUUCCCAGAGUUUUAUCCAGAUGCAUUCUCCACUCCCUGAAAUUCCUCAGGAUGAAAAUGCUGCUGAAUCAUGGGAAACAUUAGAAGAGGACUUGAUUGAACUCAACCAGCUAGUAACUGACUUUUCUCUGCUAGUCCAUUCUCAGCAGGAGAAGAUUGACAGAAUUGAAGACCAUGUCAACAAUGCUGCUGUGAAUGUUGAAGAGGGAACCAAAAACUUGGGGAAGGCUGCAAAGUACAAGCUGGCAGCUCUGCCUGUGGCAGGUGCACUCAUUGGAGGAGUGGUAGGGGGUCCUAUUGGUCUCCUUGCAGGCUUCAAAGUAGCAGGAAUUGCAGCUGCACUUGGUGGUGGGAUUCUGGGCUUCACAGGUGGAAAAUUGAUACAAAGAAGAAAACAGAAAGUGAUUGAGCAGCUCUCUUCCAGCUGUCCAGACCUUCCUAGUCAGAGCAACAAAAAAUCUAACUGAAGUGAGGCUGGGAACAGAAGUAAUAUCCCCAACAAUAAUGACAACUUGCAGUCUUUGCUUUGAAUAUAAAUCUGAGUCACAUGAAUUUGGACAACCAUAUUGCUGUUUUGGGGGGGGUGACAGAGUUGCUAGAACUUAAGCAUUUGAGAGAGUGCCACUGAGACAAGGCAGCGCUGUAGUUUUGAAAGCUGUAAGGACUGCAUUUUCAUCAUAGGCAUAUGGUGCAUUACGGCUGCAGCUGUAAUGAUGAAUGCCAGGUGUUCUGUGCCAAAUUCUCCUCUUAUUUUCUCUGAUGACAGGAGUAGAUUUAGUUGAGAGUUUAGAAUAAAUUUAGGAAAGCCUUGGAGCAUUCUCACCAAAGCAGAGAGACACCGUAAUGUUUGGAGUGUUUUUUCUAAGUGAUUUAAAAAAAAAAA
Messenger RNA from Gavialis gangeticus (Gharial), 1622 nucleotides. RefSeq names its product syntaxin 17 (gene STX17). The transcript has 8 exons. Lineage: Eukaryota; Metazoa; Chordata; Crocodylia; Gavialidae. Gene Ontology annotation, biological process: exocytosis; intracellular protein transport; vesicle fusion. Gene Ontology annotation, cellular component: SNARE complex; plasma membrane; endomembrane system. The record is from RefSeq and is a predicted model, not a curated record. Gene Ontology annotation, molecular function: SNARE binding; SNAP receptor activity. The coding region runs from base 289 to 1206 and encodes 305 amino acids.